Messenger RNA from Gossypium arboreum, 1255 nucleotides. RefSeq names its product universal stress protein PHOS32-like. The transcript has 2 exons. The record is from RefSeq and is a predicted model, not a curated record. NCBI's taxonomy places the organism in Eukaryota, Viridiplantae, Streptophyta, Magnoliopsida, Malvales, Malvaceae. Bases 273 to 1016 code for a protein of 247 amino acids.
GAAUAUUGUUGGUUUAAAAUUAUAUAUUAAUAUUACGAUAUGAAUCAUCAAAGUUAUUUCUAUCCUAAUAAAAAUUUUAGUCUUUAAAAUACAGACAAAUAGCUGCUUUUGCUAAAGAAUGGGAAAGCAACGGUUGAUAAUAAUUAAGAAAUGCUAAGGAAAAAAAUCUGCUACGAAAGAAUGCUAACAACGGGUCCUUAUCCAACAUUUAAUUGUAAUGUAUCCUCGUUUAAAUCCAUGCUCAAAGGAGACCCUGUCUGAGCAGCUUUUAUAUGGGCAAGGCAAUAGCUGAUUCGCCAAACUCCUCUCCUCUCAUGAAUCCCUCCGUUCCUCCGCCUCCACCCUUGCCUUCUCUCCCAAUCCAACCUACUUUCCCCGCCGCUGCCCACCGUCGCCUCGCCAUAGCCAUCGACUUAAGCGACGAGAGCGCUUACGCCGUUAGAUGGGCUGUUCAGAACUACCUUCGUGCUGGGGACGCCGUCGUACUCCUCCACGUUCGUCCAACCUCCGUCCUUUAUGGAGCUGACUGGGGCUCUAUCACCCCUAACUCCAAAAAUAAGUGCGAAAACGACUCCAACAACGGGUCGCAGCAGGAAAUCGACAAGGAGUUGAGCAUUUUGACGACAAGGAAAGCAAACACGCUGGCUCAGCCACUAGUGGAUGCUAAGAUUCCGUUCAAAAUCCACGUAGUGAAAGAUCGUGACAUGAAAGAGAGGUUGUGUUUGGAAGUGGAGAGGUUAGGGCUGAGUGCAGUGAUCAUGGGGAGCAGAGGGUUUGGAGGCACAAGGGGAAGGCUUGGCCUAGGAUUAGGAAGCGUUAGUUAUUAUUGCGUCAACCACUGCAUUUGUCCAGUAGUAGUGGUCCGCUACCCGGACGAGGAUGAGAGCGGAAUAGGCAGAGCCGAGAGGGUUACCAAAAAGAAGAUCGUUGAUGAAGAUAUUCAGCUCCUGCUGCCAGUAUCAGAAGAAGAAGUUGAGUAUCAGGAUGCAGAGGAGGAGGAGCACAAUGAUGCAUAAUAUGGGGUGAACGCAAAGCAAUGAGAGGUAUAGGAGUUAGAGCUUGUGGAAACGUCCGUCGCCGCGGCUACAUCUACAUCCCAAGACAAUAGCAAAUAAUAGAUUCAAAGCGUGACAAGGAUUGUGUGUAGUGUUGCUCAGCUGUUCUUAUAAUAUCAGCAUCGUGUUUGUAGUUUUCUUUGAUAACGUGGAUGUCAUUUGUUUGGCAGUAUGUCGCCAAACAGAGUUCCCUUAGCAAA